Molecule: messenger RNA, 607 nt
Organism: Acaromyces ingoldii
Lineage: Eukaryota; Fungi; Basidiomycota; Exobasidiomycetes; Exobasidiales; Cryptobasidiaceae
Exons: 1
Coding region: 1-519 (172 amino acids)
Source: RefSeq, a predicted model, not a curated record
AUGGACGACGAAGUAAAGAUCAGAUGGCAAACCUUCAACGAUGUGCUUAGGCGUCCUAUUACAAAAGCCGUCAAGAAGGCAGUUGACGACAAUAUUUCAAUGAGCAAUGCGGUGAAGUCACACGGGAGCAACACUCUGAAUAAAGCACCCCCUUCUUGGGUGGUUUCCGCCGUCGACAAUCCUUAUGGACCCAUUGAGAAGCGAGCGUAUUUCAAAAGACCGGAAGAGGUCGCAUUUGUGUCUACAUGGGCAAACAAGGAGAGACACAAAGUUGCUUCCAGUAGGUCUAAAUACGAACUCGACUUCAUGAUAUUUGAUUCGAGCACGCGAAGAUGGAUCAUGAAGCCUGAUAUUACGAGUGGAAAGGUCGAGGUCAAAAAGGCACCCAAAGACUGGUGGAAGGACAAAGGGAACAAGAAGACGCCUGUCAUAAGAUAUAAGGAGAGGAUGUUAAAGAAGGCGAUUAGAAACCGGGAAAGAUUAAAAGGGAAUCAGCCCAAGAAAACUCAUCUCGAUUAAGACGAAGCUGUUGCUAUUGCACUACUGUUCCUUGGUCCCCUGGUGGCUCUAAUCUAGCCCUAGUAGUCCUAGUAAACCACGAACUACU